AUCGUGCAAGUGGUCGCGGCCAGUUCAGAACUCCCGGAUGCACAAGAAGGUCGAGGACAACAACCGCGAGUCGGACAUGGCGCUCACCAGUCAGCUGCUGGAAACGCUGCUCGACAACUACGACAGCACCCAGAGGCCAUGGCACGGAGUGAGGCCCACUAGCGUUACGGCUAACAUGCUCAUUCGAAGCAUGGGGCCCAUCUCGGAGCUCGACAUGGAGUACUCGAUGGACUGCUACUUCCGGCAGCGCUGGACCGAUCAGAGGCUCAAGUUCAAUGGCACCAUCAACCCGAUCAGCCUGCACAUCAAGAUGCUGGAGCGCAUCUGGAAGCCCGACACCUACUUCCACAACGGCAAGGGCUCCUACCUGCACACCAUCACGCAGCCAAACAAACUGCUGCGCAUAUUCCGAAACGGCGACGUGCUCUACUCUAUGAGGCUGACGAUUAAGGCCAGAUGUCCCAUGCAGCUUCAGAGCUUUCCGAUGGACCGCCAGUCGUGCCCUUUGACAUUUGGCAGCUAUGGUUACACAGCUGACCAACUCGUCUACAAAUGGGAUUCCACUCUUCCUGUGGACCUGAUACCGGGGCUCGCGCUGUCGCAGUUCGACCUCAUUAAUUACCCCUACCGGAACUCAACGUACAUCUUCAAUAACGGCCUGUUCUCGGUACUUCACGUCAACUUCAAUCUUCAACGGCAUAUGGGAUACUUCCUAAUCCAAGUCUACGUCCCCUGCAUCCUAAUUGUCGUGCUUUCGUGGGUCUCCUUCUGGAUUAACAGAGAAGCCACUGCCGACAGAGUUGGUCUCGGUAUCACCACUGUGCUGACGCUGUCCACUUUCGGCCUGGACACACGCACGGACCUUCCCAAGGUUCCCUACCCGACGUCCCUCGACUGGUUCGUCAUCAUGUGUUUCUCCUUCGUCAUCUUCACUCUCCUGGAGUUCGCGGGUGUCCACUACUUUACCAAGGUCGGCAGCGGAGAGUUUCCCCUCACGGAUGAAGAAGGAGAAGCCGUGCAACAAGAGGGCAUGGUCGGCGACUCCGACGUUGAAGAAGAUGAGAACGUGGACCUCUUCGUCCCUCUGUCCAGCAUCGAGGAGUGCACGUGCAGAAUUAGGAAAGACUGCGACCACGUCGUGGAGACAGAACCCGUGUCACACCGAGGUCCGGGCCGUUUCGUGGGCUACGCAGCUCCACCGGCGCCGCCUCCGCCGCCCUCUUCGCGACUCAAGCACAGGGUCCGACCUCUGCAGGAGGACGAGAGAUUGCACGGCGGUCUCCGGCGCGGCAGCCGCCGCCAUCACAACCGACGCCGCCACCACUGCUGCUCACAGUUCAUCAACUGCAUGCUGGGCAACGAGCGGUACCGAGAUGAAAUGCGCCGCCGCGCCGACCGCGGUGCCACCGUAAACAGCGUCUCGCAGAUCGACAAGGUGUCGCGCGUGCUUUUCCCGUUUAGCUUCAUCGUGAUCAACCUCUUCUACUGGUUCAGCUCGGGUCGCGACAGACCGGUCGGCUGGGAUGUGCAGGACAACGCGUGACGUUGAGGAGAAAGCGGGAAAGAAAGGAAACACGCGUUGCACUUUAAUCGUAUCUGGGAUUUACGGGCACGCGUGCUUCCAUAUCCUAAGGAGCGCAGUGGGGAGAAUCACGUGACCGGAUCAGAAACGCCAUGUGUGACGUCACACCAACGCCAAAGUUUAAAUGAAAGGUUAAGCCUAAGUUCGCAUAAGUAACGCUAUCCUACCAGCGUCAGUGGUUGACCCGUGUCACUGCAGGGCACCAGUAACCUACUCCGUGCCACCUCUCGGUUCUCACUAGUACUUUGCCAGCACCACUACCGCCGGAACCAGAGUCGACACCGACGUCCCGCUCAACCAAUGACCUUCUUGCUCGGGUCACGUGACUUCCCCGGAUGUUACGGCGACCGGAACUUCCGCUACUGCGCUCUUUAGGACAUGGAAGCACGCUGCGGGCCUCCGCUCUAGAUAUUAGGACGCAGACCCAGCUACUCGAUUAGUGGGUAUUCUCGACGCCUUAAAUCGCAGGCAAAAAUUUAGAUGCGUUGCCAAGGUAGCGAACGUUGAAAGUACCUUCGGUUUUCUGUUCGCAGUUGCGAUUCAGUGUCUAGUUUGCAGACUCGGAUCGCAAUAGCUUAUUGCGAUGUGGUGGAGCAUUUGAAAUCUGAAAGAAGCACGAUUUUUCAGCUUCGCGUGGACAUCCUCUGGGUGCAAUGCGUACCUUGUUCCGUUGAGGCAACGUAUGCGCGCCAUUGGAUACUUCAACAAUGAACUCGGGGUUAUGGUUGAACAAGUUUCUUCGUCGUUGGUCAGGACAUUUUGUUACCAUUAGAAGCAACCGUGUGCCGUUACCUAAGCUACUAUAUUAGUUCGACUUAUACGUUUCGUAUAACAUUUUAUUUAAGCCAGCACCUGUUGGGAACUACCGACGAAAAGCUUGUUUGUGUCAGGGCCUCUUUUUAGUGGAUAUGUUCAUCUAACUUCAAAAUUUGUCAUUGUGCAUACGCUGCUUCAGUUGUGCACUCCUUUCCAUCUGUAACUUCUGGGAACAGUUUUCACGUCCCCUGUCGAGUCAUGCUUUAGGAGACAGUUUUCGACCAGUGCUAUUUUUAUGCGUACCCGCCGAGAUAGGGAUCUACCCAGUAGUAGCAGUCGCGUCAAACCAGAGAAAAAUGGUAAACAAUGAUUUGCUGUAAAAGUGUGUCCCCGCCCCAUCUACCUACGCCGACGGCGGGUAAACAGUGUGACACUUUCAGUUUGAACGGGCGUAUGUAAGACAAGUCGCCGAUAAACAGCUGUUUAUGCUAACGCGCUUCAAUUUUACCGAUCGUUAGGAGGCUGACAAAGUGCUAUCUAUGCAGGAGUUUAAUUUCCACGUAGCGCAAACUAAUCCUUAACAAGAAGCAUAUUUUUUCCCCGCAAAUCUCGCGUGACGUCCCUUUUGUGCUGCGUCGAAUUGAACCAAGCAUAUUCAUUGCCAGAAAAACCUCUCAGCUUUAUACCUCGCCGUCACGUAUUGCCUAUGGUUCACUUUACUUUCAUUCAGGCGUUAUCCUUCUAUAAAAAGCGGUGAAGUUUGGUUUAGUUCUAUGAAUAUACCAACACUGGCCGACUUGUCACGCGUUAUGUGCCAAAAUAGCUGUAGCUUUCGAAAUGAACAGCGUCAAACAGUACUCUUUAUAAUACGCGGACUGUGGUUAUCCGUAUCGUAGCAGCGGCCCUUGCAACGCAUUUCAUAUCCACAAUAGUUGCUAUACGUAACAAUUAUCUGUAUACAUCGACAACUGAGAGAAGAGUGUCACGUUAUGCUGUAAACAGCAACAGGCAGAUACAACAUCGUUGACAACUUUUGUCAAAAGGUGCUUGUCUUCCCGUUAAGCUCUUUGCCUUUCGUGUCUAAUUUUUCACCCCUUCUCUCUCUUGGCAAUUGUUCAUUUUCUGGUUGGUAUUGGUACUCUAAGCUGUUACUCCUAGCGCUCCCCAUAACGAGCAGACACGAUGACGGGUACAGUGCAUGAGUUUUGCACAUUGAAGGCUCGUGGUUAAAGUGACCGUUCACCAUUGUAUACAUCGGAUAUCAGUCUUUAUGCAGUGGAAUGUUCAGUAGAUACACAGAGUUUGCGUGUAAAGCAUUUUCUUCUUUUUUUGUUCCGCUUACUGUGUGAUCGAGCCCUUGCUUAGCUGUGUUCAUGGUCACUCUCAAUUCUAUUAGCGUUGUCUCUUCCAGGUCAACUAGCGAGUUACGUGGACAGCGACACCUGCAAAAACUUAACAUAUGUAUGAUCGCAUGCCCAUUUCAUUUAGCUCAUUUCUUUAAGAGCAGUUGUAUGCAAAAGUACCAGCAUUCCUUGAAUUCGACAGUUAUUCUUUAUUCUAAUCGCUCAUUGUGAUAUGGGUCGCAU
Messenger RNA from Rhipicephalus sanguineus (brown dog tick), 3924 nucleotides. Its product is annotated as gamma-aminobutyric acid receptor alpha-like. The record is from RefSeq and is a predicted model, not a curated record. Gene Ontology annotation, molecular function: GABA-A receptor activity; extracellular ligand-gated monoatomic ion channel activity; neurotransmitter receptor activity. Gene Ontology annotation, biological process: monoatomic ion transmembrane transport; chemical synaptic transmission; nervous system process. The coding region runs from base 38 to 1543 and encodes 501 amino acids. Lineage: Eukaryota; Metazoa; Arthropoda; Arachnida; Ixodida; Ixodidae. Gene Ontology annotation, cellular component: neuron projection; synapse; membrane. The transcript has 9 exons.